Molecule: messenger RNA, 537 nt
Organism: Ostertagia ostertagi
Lineage: Eukaryota; Metazoa; Nematoda; Chromadorea; Rhabditida; Trichostrongylidae
Source: the annotation of a GenBank genome assembly
AUGGAGACGAUUUCUGUUGCAGCAAAUGUCAAGGGGGCGUUAAGCUACGGCAAAGCCAGUCUCCAACAUCCAAGCAUGGAUCCUCGCACUCCUGGAUAUGCUCACUUAGCGAUCGCAUGUGCGCAUCUCGGCUUCAGUCAGUUCCAGAACUGUCUGGAGGCGUUCGAGCAGGCGAUGAAUGUCGCGAAUGAGACCGGCGACAAACUGCUCGAACUGCAAAUCUGCGUCGGCCUCGGUUCUCUAUUCACUUUGCUACGAGAUUUGUCAAAAGCGUUGAUUUUUCUCCGAAACGCUAUGGCCAUAAUUCAGUCGGUCACCGUGGACGACGUGCACACGAAAUAUCGGUGUACGAUACUUUAUCAUCUGUCGGUGGCCUUGCGAAUGCGAGGAUCCCUUGUGGAGGCGAAAGAAGCCUGUGAUGAAGCCUUACAAUUAGCAUCCGAGACGGGUAAUCGAGCACUGCAUGCCAGAUGCAUGUGUAGUCUAGCUGAUAUCUAUAGGGAACUAGGGGAAUCAGAAGCCAAGGAGACUCUGACG